Doryrhamphus excisus (bluestripe pipefish) is the source of this 1767-nucleotide messenger RNA. It is a transcript of the gene ppme1, whose product is annotated as protein phosphatase methylesterase 1. NCBI's taxonomy places the organism in Eukaryota, Metazoa, Chordata, Actinopteri, Syngnathiformes, Syngnathidae. Gene Ontology annotation, molecular function: protein methylesterase activity. The record is from RefSeq and is a predicted model, not a curated record. Gene Ontology annotation, biological process: protein demethylation.
AACAUGGAGAAGCAGUUGCAUUUAAACUUGUUAGCUUCCAGACCUCCGAUGCCAGGGAGCUUUCAGUCCGGCUCCAAAAUGAAGAUGGGGCCUGGACGCAAAAGAGAUUUCAGCCCGCUGACAUGGAGCCAGUAUUUUGAAACCAUGGAAGAUGUUGAAGUAGAGAAUGAAAAUGGCAAAGACGUUUUCAGGAUUUACUGCAGCGGUGCUCAUGGUCCUGUGCUUCUGUUGCUGCAUGGAGGAGGACACUCAGCUCUCUCCUGGGCUGUUUUCACUGCUGUCAUAUACAGCAGGAUCAACUGCAGGGUGGUGGCUAUGGACCUUCGAGCUCAUGGUGACUCCAAAGUGAAAAAUUCAAAUGAUCUGUCUGCAGACACAAUGGCCAAGGACAUUGGAAAAGUGGUGGAGGCUCUUUAUGGCGACAACCCGCCGCCAAUUAUGAUUAUCGGGCACAGCAUGGGUGGGGCCAUAGCGGUUCACACGGCAGCUGCCAAUCACAUACCAUCGCUGCUGGGCCUGUGUGUCAUCGAUGUUGUUGAGGGCACAGCAAUGGAUGCUCUGAACAGCAUGCAGAAUUUCCUCAGGAGUAGGCCAAAGAUGUUUAAAUCUCUGGAAAAUGCCAUCGAGUGGAGUGUGAAGAGUGGCCAGAUCAGAAACAUAGAAUCAGCACGAGUGUCAAUGGGAGGCCAAGUUAAAAAAUGUGAGGAGUCCAGCAGCAGCCCAGGCGUCUCCAACAGCAUAGGUGAAGGAAUAAUAGAAGAAGAAGAGGAUGAAGAAGGGGAAGAGGAGUCGAACAAGAAGAGAAUGAAGGAAGACGACCAAGAGACAAAAAAAGAAAGCAUCUUCACGUGGCGGGUUGAUUUAGCAAAGACAGAAAAGUACUGGGAAGGUUGGUUUAAAGGCUUAUCUGCGCUCUUCCUCACCUGCCCUGUGCCAAAGCUGCUUCUGCUGGCAGGUGUGGACCGGCUUGAUAAAGACCUUACUAUUGGACAGAUGCAAGGGAAGUUUCAGAUGCAGGUCCUCCCUCAGUGUGGUCAUGCUGUCCAUGAGGAUGCGCCUGAAAAAGUAGCAGAUGCCCUAGCUGCGUUUAUGGUCCGACACAAAUUUACUGAGUUUAAAGAAGGAUUCAUGUGCUAAUUUAAUAAGUCGCCCUAGAAGAAAUCAACGUCAUGGAACACAGCAGCAGAUUACACAGAAUAUAUUUCCACUAGAUAAUAAAAAUCAUCAUAUGUUAUUAUUUACGCUCGUUAUGUAGAUACUUUGCCUUCCAGCUUUGCCUUAUUUAAUUGUAAAACACUAGAUUGUUUGUAUUCUUUUCUUUACAGUCUGUUUUUUUAUGUAAAGCUAUCCUUAUUUUAUGUUGUAUUUUGGGUGAUACAUCACGGUGACAACAUGUCACAUUUGAAUUCAGUUCAGUGAUGAUUAAAAAUGGACUGGAAACAUGUCACCCAUGCUUUUUGUAUUUUUAAAUCUUCUAUUGCAUUGUGUUGCAAGAUCAACAUAGCUCACGGUUUACUUGUCAAGAUUUAUUUAUUAUAAUUUGGAAUAAUUAAAGGACACCACAACAAAUGUACUCCAAUGUAGUAUUUUUUUCUGCUUAGGUGAAUUUUUUUUGUUUAUUGUGCACUGUAAUACAUAGAGUUGUAUUUGUUCAUAUAGAGAACAUGUACAUUUGAUUUAUGUGUUUAAUAUCAUGUGGCACAAUGGCAGAUACACAAAAAAACUAUAUAGUGAAACUGUUUCUUCCAUGUAUUUCCUGGAAUAAAA